AUGGCGACACAAUCGGUAUCUUAUGUCCAAAAUUUGGCAAAAUACAUGUCACUGGACCAGAAGGGCUCAAUCAUGGCAGAGUACGUCUGGAUUGACAGUGAAGGUGGCGUCCGCUCAAAGUCAAGGACCCUCAAGGAGCAAAAAUACGAACCCAAGGACCUGCCGACAUGGAACUUUGACGGCUCGUCGACGGGCCAGGCGAUGGGCGACAACUCGGACGUCUUCCUCAAGCCCGUCGCCGUCUACCCGGAUCCGUUCCGCGGCGAGCCCAACAUCAUCGUCCUUGCCGAGUGCUGGGACUCGGACGGCACGCCAAACAAGUUCAACCACCGCCAUGACGCCGCCAAGCUCAUGGAGGCUCACGCCGAGCACGAGCCCUGGUUCGGGCUCGAGCAGGAAUACACCCUCCUCAGCCUCGAGGACAGGCCGUUUGGCUGGCCGAAGAACGGGUUCCCAGCUCCCCAGGGACCGUAUUACUGCGGUGUCGGUGCCGGCAAGGUCGUGCAGAGGGAUAUCGUCGAGGCGCAUUACAAGGCGUGCUUGUACGCGGGCGUCAAGAUUUCCGGGACGAAUGCCGAGGUCAUGCCCGCCCAGUGGGAGUUCCAGGUCGGCCCGUGUGUGGGAAUUGAGAUGGGUGACCACCUUUCAAUAGCGCGCUUCCUCCUGCACCGCGUCGCCGAAGAAUUCGGAGCCAAGGUCUCGUUCGACCCCAAGCCCAUCCCGGGUGACUGGAACGGCGCCGGGCUGCACAGCAACUUCUCGACCAAGGAGAUGCGCGUCGACGGCGGCAUGAAGCACAUCGAGGCCGCCAUCAAGAAGCUCGAAGGCAGGCAUAAGGAGCACAUCGCCGUCUACGGCGAGGGCAACGAGAAGCGCCUGACGGGCUCCCACGAAACUGGCAGCAUCGAGGAGUUCUCUUACGGCAUCGCCAACCGCGGCGCCAGCGUCCGUAUCCCCAGGGAGUGUGCCGCAAAGGGCUAUGGCUACUUUGAAGACCGUAGGCCCGCCAGUAAUGCGGAUCCUUAUCAGAUCACCGGCAUUAUUAUGGAGACCUGCUUUGGUGCAGUGAACUAA
This is a messenger RNA of Pyricularia pennisetigena, 1074 nucleotides long. RefSeq lists its product as uncharacterized. The record is from RefSeq and is a predicted model, not a curated record. Gene Ontology annotation, cellular component: cytoplasm. NCBI's taxonomy places the organism in Eukaryota, Fungi, Ascomycota, Sordariomycetes, Magnaporthales, Pyriculariaceae. Gene Ontology annotation, molecular function: glutamine synthetase activity. Bases 1 to 1074 code for a protein of 357 amino acids. The transcript is spliced from 5 exons.